UAACCUGAAAGAGAGAGAGAACGUGCAGAUCUAAUCAGUCUGGGUUUAGAAUUUUGCGCAGGCAAACCUGCAGACAGCUUCUGUGUGUGUGUGUGUGUGUGUGUGCGCGCGCGCAAUGAGCAGGUUAAUGUUUAUGAGGUUCUGCACUAAGAGUCGGAGUGUUUUAUCCGGACACAGACUGCUCCUGUCCGCGGCUGGGAUGACCACAGACUCACACUGGUUGAGUGCAGCAGAGAGGGAGCAUGCGCUGAUGGAGCUGAAGGCAACGGGAUGGGUGGAGCUGGAGGAGCGAGACGCGCUGUAUAAAGAGCUGCACUUCAAAAACUUUAAUCAGGCCUUUGGAUUCAUGUCUCGAGUGGCUCUGCAGGCGGAGAAGAUGAACCAUCAUCCGGAGUGGUUCAAUGUUUAUAAUAAGGUCCAGGUCACAUUAACAACACACGAUUGCGGCGCUCUGUCGAAGAAGGACAUCCGUCUCGCCAAAUUCAUCGAUAAAGUCGCUCUGGCGAUUUAGUGCUGUGAGAUGGCGUCAUCUCUCUGGAUUUGUGUGUGUGUGUGUGUGUGUGUGUGUGUGUGUCUGUGCUUGUGUGUUUUUGCCUGAGCUCUGGGCUUACCUACGACCUGCUGUAAACACUGAGGCAUAAAGAGUUGUUCUGUCACGUUAAACUGAUCUUGAAUAAACGCAUGAAUACAG
Clarias gariepinus (North African catfish) is the source of this 691-nucleotide messenger RNA. RefSeq names its product pterin-4-alpha-carbinolamine dehydratase 2-like. Lineage: Eukaryota; Metazoa; Chordata; Actinopteri; Siluriformes; Clariidae. Gene Ontology annotation, molecular function: 4-alpha-hydroxytetrahydrobiopterin dehydratase activity. The transcript has 4 exons. The coding region runs from base 116 to 511 and encodes 131 amino acids. Gene Ontology annotation, biological process: tetrahydrobiopterin biosynthetic process. The record is from RefSeq and is a predicted model, not a curated record.